UCGAUCGUUAAUAUACUUUAAUGUAGAAAUAAAAUAUUUAUUUAAAAUAAUUAUAGAAAAACUGAAAAUGUCUCUCUCUCUCUCUCUCUCUCUGUCUCUGUACAGUAGCUUCUGAUUUCACUUUUACUUUUAUCCGUUUUACCAACACUGCUCGUACAGCUUUCGUUAUUCCUUCUGCUGGUUUUCUUUCUCUAUUCAUUAAUUGAUUACUUAUCGGGCAUAAUUUAUGCUUAAGUUAUUUAUAGAUUGUAUCGCAAUUUUUUAAAACAAAAUUUUAAUUUAGGCCGCUACUAUAUUGGUCGUAUUCUAUCAGUCACUUGCAUUCUGUAUCUUGUCUGCGGUAAAGACGCGGUAAAAGUAUAGGUUAAUAACAUGAAGCAACAAGGACUGAUACUUGGUUUAUCCUUCAUUAUACAAAAAUAGCAACGAAAUGAAACAUGAUUAAUUAAUAUCUGUGAAUUGAUCGUUUUUAAUAACAUAUCAAAUAAAUCUUGUAAACAGCCUAUCAGUCAAAGGACUGAUAUUGUAUUGAAUUUAAUUAAGAUACAUUAUUUAGAAAAAUGCCAGAUAUCAAAGUAACCCCUUUGGGGGCUGGUCAAGAUGUUGGAAGGAGCUGCAUUCUUGUAUCAAUGGGUGGAAAGAACAUUAUGUUGGAUUGUGGCAUGCACAUGGGAUUCAAUGAUGAAAGACGAUUCCCAGAUUUUUCAUACAUAAUCCCUGAAGGACCAACGACUAAUUACAUAGACUGUGUGAUUAUAUCACACUUUCAUUUAGAUCAUUGUGGUGCCCUCCCAUACUUUACAGAAAUGGUAGGGUACACUGGUCCAAUUUAUAUGACGCAUCCAACAAAGGCCAUUGCACCAAUCUUACUCGAAGAUAUGAGAAAAGUUGCAGUAGAACGUAAAGGAGAAAGCAACUUCUUUACGUCACAAAUGAUAAAAGACUGUAUGAAAAAGGUUAUUGCUGUUACAUUGCAUCAAUCUGUGAUGGUUGAUUCGGAAUUGGAAAUAAAAGCAUAUUAUGCAGGACAUGUACUUGGUGCUGCAAUGUUUUGGAUUCGAGUUGGCUCACAAUCAAUCGUUUAUACUGGGGAUUACAAUAUGACUCCUGAUAGGCAUUUAGGUGCUGCUUGGAUAGAUAAAUGUAGACCAGACUUAUUAAUAUCAGAGUCAACAUAUGCAACAACUAUCAGAGAUUCUAAAAGAUGUAGGGAAAGAGACUUCUUAAAGAAAGUUCAUGAAUGCAUAGACAGAGGUGGCAAAGUAUUAAUUCCUGUAUUUGCUCUUGGACGUGCACAAGAAUUAUGUAUAUUAUUAGAAACAUAUUGGGAGCGAAUGAAUUUAAAAGUUCCUGUAUAUUUUGCUUUAGGAUUAACUGAAAAGGCGAAUAAUUAUUAUAAAAUGUUUAUUACUUGGACUAAUCAAAAAAUUAAGAAAACUUUUGUGCAAAGAAAUAUGUUUGAUUUUAAACAUAUAAAACCAUUUGAUAAAGCAUAUAUUGAUAAUCCCGGAGCUAUGGUAGUAUUUGCUACACCGGGCAUGUUGCAUGCAGGAUUAUCUUUACAAAUUUUUAAGAAAUGGGCUCCAAACGAAGCAAAUAUGGUUAUUAUGCCUGGAUUUUGCGUUCAAGGCACUGUUGGACAUAAAGUUUUAAAUGGUUCUAGAAGAAUUGAAUUCGAAAACAGACAGAUUGUCGAAGUCAAAAUGGCAGUAGAAUAUAUGUCUUUCUCUGCACAUGCAGAUGCAAAAGGUAUUAUGCAAUUAAUACAAUAUUGUGAGCCAAAAAAUGUUAUGCUUGUACAUGGAGAAUUUGCUAAAAUGGAGUUUUUAAAAGAAAAAAUAAAACAAGAAUUUGGAACAAAUUGUUACAACCCUGCAAAUGGAGAAACUUGUGUUAUCACAACCAUUGCCAAAGUGCCAGUAGACGCUUCUUUAGCAUUAUUAAAGUCUGAAGCCAAAAGAUAUUCGGCUUUGCCGCCAGAUCCUAAACGACGAAGAUUACUUCACAGUGUUUUAAUGUUACGAGAAGACGGAGUAUGUCUUGUGGACGCAGAUGAAGUGACAAAAGCUGCAGGUAUAACUAAACAUAUAGUACGAUUUACAUCCACUGUACAAGUAAGGGACCCUGGUCCAGCACAUUCGACGACUUUAAAAUUAUUACAACCACUGAAAGAGAGAUUAUCAGGUUGGACAGUUCAAUUAACAGAUGGAUCAAUAUCUGUCGAAUCUGUUUUAGUAAAAGUAGAAGGUGAUGAAGAUGAUCAAAAAAGCGUGUAUGUUUCAUGGACAAAUCAAGAUGAAGAUUUGGGUAGUUACAUUCUAGGAUUCUUACAAACUAUGCUAAACUAAGCAAUGAUCUGAUGAUUAAAUGUGUUAAAAACAAAAAUAAUCAGUUACUUAAUUGGUACAUAAUGGAUCUUAAGACCUUUUGUAACCUGUGAUACUACUAUGGCGAAUAAAGUGUAUAUAGGUAUAAAUUAUAAAUUCUAUAUGUAUUUAUAUACUAUUCAUCACAGAUUAAGUCAUUAAUUAAUUUUAAAAAAUGCAUUAGAAUAAUUGCGUUGUAUUGUAUUUUAUCGUGUUGUAUUGUACUAUUAUAAUUGUGAAUAUUUGUAGAUUAAAAAUAUCUUUUUCAUUAUAGUAUCGUAUAUGAAUUAUCUAGUUACUUAUAAAGAAUAAAUAUCAUUUUUUACUCCUUUUUGUACUUUAAGCUAAAUACCAUUAAAAAAAUAGUAUUACUGUAUUUUUUAUGAUAUUACCAAAAACUGAAGAAAUGUAUUGAAUAACCAUUAUAGCAGGUAUUUGGUUAAAAUUAUUUGAUUGAAGGUAUUUUAUCCUGAAACUUGGGGUUGUUAUAAAAUGUGAAUAAAUAAUUUACAUCGUUCACUAUAAUUACAAAUUAUUAUUGAAAUUUGUAUAUUGCGUAACGUGAAAUAAAACAAUAAUCUUAUUACGUACUUUACUAAAUGUAAAAUAUAAAUAAGUACUAUGUGUGUUAAACCUUACACAAUUUUGUAAAUAAACGAAACAAUGAUACUUUAAGAAACAAAUGUUUAAUAUAUUAUAAAUAGAGUAUUAUCACCUAUUUCAUGUCUUGUAACGUAGAUUAUAAUAAAAAUUAUGUUGUUUUGUAAAAUAAACUAACACAUAAAAACUUUAACAAACGCUCUUUUAAAUGCCCCAUUUACAUAUGGUCUACUCUAUAUCAUUGUUCAAAUUUGUAAUACUUACAAAUUAUUUAAAACACAAAUUUGUUAAUAUAAUUUGUAUACUUCUUUAUAUUGUAAUAUAUUCAAAACAUCUUGUUCGAACACAUUUUUGAACAGAUUUAUGAGUUCACUAGAGUUGAUUUAUUAAAUUUUUCUCAUAUUUUACGAAAUUAAUUACUUGUUCGUGAAUUUGCCUUAUGAAGCCACGUAUUGAAUUCUCUCUAUAUACUUUUAUACUAAUGAUCACACGGACAUAUUUAUUGCACAUUAAUUCAUUAACAAUUACAGCUUUGUAUACAAAUUCUUUAACAAUAUGAAAAUAAUCUAAGACUCUGCUAAUUGUUCGCUAUUUAUUUAAAAAAAUUUACGUAAAAAUACUUGCGUUACCUACUCAAAAUUAGAAUUCGUGCGUUCCAUUAGGCGUACAUUUAUACAUAUGUACGUACAUUUUAUUCUAUAAAUGAUUUUAUGAAUAAUAAAUUUUAAAUAAACUAUGAAGGCUUCAAACAUACCUGAUGAACAUGCUUUAUGUAACAGAAAUAAUAUUUAAACAAUAACUACUACUGUUCUGUAAUUUACAAUGCAUGAUUUUAAUAAUUUUUGAAUUAUGCUUUUUUUAUAUCUAUUAAUUGUGUAAUUGUGACAAACAGCAGUUUCAUUAUUUCUUAGUGUCUAACUACAAAGUUCAUUAUUUAUAUUUCUUUCCAUAUAAUAAAAUAAUAUAUUCUUUCCAUAAGAAACAUUAUUCAUCAUAUUUCCAUCGUGAUAUUAGUCUUCUCAAUAGCAAAAUUUACCAUUGAUGUUUAUGUAGUAUUGGAGCAUAUGUAAUUUCUCGUGUAUUUUCUUUAUCAAUUAUCUGGUGUCGUGCUGCGUUAACGCAGCUUGUUCUUUAAAGUUAUUUUUUUCUUGAACCACCC
Molecule: messenger RNA, 4125 nt
Organism: Bombus pyrosoma
Lineage: Eukaryota; Metazoa; Arthropoda; Insecta; Hymenoptera; Apidae
Gene: IntS11
Product: integrator complex subunit 11
Exons: 5
Coding region: 561-2348 (595 amino acids)
Biological process (GO): snRNA processing
Cellular component (GO): nucleus
Source: RefSeq, a predicted model, not a curated record